AUGGUCAACGGAAAUUUGCGUGUGUUUUUACUUGCGAUUGCUGAGUGUUUUUACUUGCGAUUGUUAGUUAAUGUUCGUGGCCCAACAUCAUUCCAAGCUUUAAGAACAAUUAAUGGUGAACUGUGCGCUACAUAUCGUGAAGCAUGUCAACAAUUAAAUUUGUUGGAGGAUGAUAAGCAUUGGGAAGAUACGCUUGCCGUUUCAGCUGUAAUAGCCAGUUCACAUCAAAUACGAACAUUAUUUACGAUAAUAAUUGCAAUGUGCUCCCCAUCUAAUCCAUUGGAAUUAUGGAAUAAUUUCAAAGAUUAUAUGGCGGAUGAUAUUUUACACCAAAUGCGUCGAGCUACUGCAAAUUAUGAGUUGGAAUUCACUUUGGAAAUUUACAAUGAAGCAUUGAUAAGGAUUAACGACAUUUGUUUGUCGAUGUCAAACAAAUCAUUAGUACAAUUGGGCAUGCCAGAAGUAAAACGUACAAUGCAUGAUAUCUUCAAUUGA
Molecule: messenger RNA, 495 nt
Organism: Anastrepha obliqua
Lineage: Eukaryota; Metazoa; Arthropoda; Insecta; Diptera; Tephritidae
Exons: 1
Coding region: 1-495 (164 amino acids)
Source: RefSeq, a predicted model, not a curated record